This is a messenger RNA of Bradysia coprophila, 990 nucleotides long. It is a transcript of the gene Den1, whose product is annotated as SUMO peptidase family member deneddylase 1. Gene Ontology annotation, molecular function: cysteine-type peptidase activity; deNEDDylase activity. The record is from RefSeq and is a predicted model, not a curated record. Lineage: Eukaryota; Metazoa; Arthropoda; Insecta; Diptera; Sciaridae. Gene Ontology annotation, biological process: protein deneddylation; proteolysis.
AUACAGACCGGUUCGUCGGGGCUGUCAGAAGAAUUUUAAAAACAAAAAAUUUUUUCCUAUGUUUUGUGAUAAGAUCAGGGUUUUUUGUACCUUCAGUUUAUUGUGUGUAAAUAAAGAUAAUGUUCUAAGUUCGGACUGUUUAUCGUACCGGCAUCUAUAAAUUACACGUGAAUAAAACCGCGAACGAACUUGCGAACACAUCGAAUCGAAUAAAUUCAUAUCCGAAAAAGUAUACAUACAAAAUGAGCCGACACAACGAUCCAACGGUACUCAGUUUUCACGAAUCCCUACUACGGCAAUCGGAUGUUGCACUGCUGCAAGGCCCAUUCUGGCUGAAUGACCAUAUCAUCUCAUUCUACCUUGAAUACCUUGAUAUGGUUGUCUUCGAGGACAACACCGAUUUGCUGUUUAUCUCGCCCGAAGUGACGCAAUGCCUGAAAAUAGUAUCCGAGAAUGAGAUCACCGUUUUCCUAGAACCACUGGACGCCGUCAACAAAUCGUUUAUUUUCUUCCCGCUGAACGACAACGACCAAGAUAAGGUUGGCGGAAGUCAUUGGAGUUUGCUGGUGUAUUCUAAGCCGGAACAAGCAUUCUAUCAUUUCGAUUCGAUGAGUCCGAGUAACGAGGUGCAUUGCGAGAAAUUUAUACGGAAAAUCAAGAACUAUUUGAAUGUUGAUGCGGUUGUGCUACGGGCUGCACAUUGUUUAGCGCAAACCAAUGGCUAUGAUUGUGGCGUUCACGUUCUGUGCAAUGCAGAAAAUAUAGCCCAUCAUGUCGUGAGUAAAGGUUCAGUUGACGGUGUGUCCAAAGUGACGAACGAUUCAGUGAAGCGAAUGAGAGCCGACAUUAUCGAUAUAAUCAACAAAUUGCAAACGGAAAAAUGAAAUGACGAACCCGAUAUGGUGACUUUGGUGCUUCCUUUAUUACAAACUUCCACAACAGCCACGACAAAAUUAAGAAAAUUCAAUAAAAUGGUUCGUUGAGUGAUCA